This is a messenger RNA of Dictyostelium discoideum AX4, 4284 nucleotides long. RefSeq lists its product as hypothetical. The record is from RefSeq and is a predicted model, not a curated record. The transcript has 6 exons. Bases 1 to 4284 code for a protein of 1427 amino acids. Lineage: Eukaryota; Evosea; Eumycetozoa; Dictyosteliales; Dictyosteliaceae.
AUGAAAUAUAAAAUUAGAUUAUUAAUAUUUUAUGUUUUUUCUUUAUUUUGUUUUGUUAAUUGUCAAACAAAAUAUAAUAUUAUAAAUGCCAAUCCAUCAGAAAUAAAUUUAUAUCCUUCACCAAUUUCUCAAUCUUCUUGUAGUUUUAAAAUUAUAUUAUUGGUUGUAAAUGUCCUUGAUCAAACAGGACCACCACCUUCUAUUACAAUUAAUAUUGAUGAAAAUAAUCAAAUAGAAUCAAAACCAAUUAAUCAAAAUGAAACAUCUGCUUUAUAUUUUGAGAUUUUCUCAAGAAUGGAUGGUUCUUAUCCAAUUAAUGUAACAAUACCAAAUGAUUCAAAUUCUUUAUUAAUUAAUUUUACAUGUGAUUAUGCUGAUGUUUCAAAACUAUCAGUAAGUUUUAUUGAUGAAUUAUCAUUUAAUGAAGUUUCAUUAUUUUCAACAGUUUUCAAAAUUAAUGGAUUACUUCGUCCAUUAUCAUUUGAAAAUAGUGAUCCAUCAUUUUCAAUCGUUCAAUUACCAAAUACAGAUUUGUACAGAAUUCAAUUUUCUCAUAGUUUUAUUAUUUUACAAACAACAUCAAAUUGGUUAGUUGAAACACCUUUUAUGAAUGGUCAAACCUUUUCAUUCUAUGUAACAUAUAAAAAUGGGAUAUCACCAACAAUUAAUUUAGAAGAAAUUAUAGAUUUAACAUUUUAUCCAGACCAAUCAGCAGUAGUAACAAUGCCUGUUGCUUAUAGCCAGAUUAUAAAAUUUAAACUUAUAACCAAUUUAACUACCACCACCAAUCAACCAUAUUUUAAUUUAUAUAAUAAUGGAUUUAAUUUAGCUGUUAGACCAAUUUUAGGUAGUUUAGGUAACAUAACUUACAUUUCAUCUUGUUACUAUUCUUCAAGUACUAAACAACAUUCAUUAUAUCAUCAAAAUGGUCAACCAAGUUUUAUUGGUGAUAUUCAAUUUGAUACAACUCAAUCUUAUGAUACGGGAUCAACUGUUCAAGUUAGAGUUGAGCCAGUUAUAAUGGAUAAUAAUAAAACUAUAACAUUUUAUACUGGUAAUCUUUUAAAUCGUUUAAAAUAUGAUUUUAAACCAAUAACUUAUUCAUCUAAUUCAGAUUAUGAUACAUUUAGUGAUGGAUUUCCAUUUGGAUUUAUUAAUGGUAAUAAUUUAAAUUAUAAUUUAACAUAUUCAAUUAAAACAUUUAAAGAUUUAUAUCCAUCAAUAGAUAUUCAUGUUAGUACACUAUCUGGUAGUUCAUCAAGAUCUAUUAUCCCAUUUAAUCAACUCGCUUUUAAUCAAAGUGAAUUACCAAAUGUAGUUGAUAUACAAUCAAUUUAUUUAGGUGAGUUUAAAUUUUUAAUUCAAUUUAAAAUUAAAGUUAAUGGUUUAUAUCCAAUAAAUACAAUUAAAAUUAAUAUAAAUGAACCAUCAAGCCAAGAAAUACAAACAUUAGUUUUAAAACCAAUAAAUAUAAUUUCUGGUUCUUUAUUUGACGGCAUUUGGGAAACAAUUCAUGAUGGUGUUAAAUAUGGAAAAGGAAAUUUAAAUAAUCCACUUCAAAUUUUUUCAUUCUCUGGUAUGUCAAAAAUUUUAAAUAUCCAAGAUCCAUUUUCAAUUGAAUCGCCAACAAAAACUUUUGAAUUACCAUUUAUAAAAUUAAAUAAUAAUCAAAAUAAUAUUUUAAAGGAUUUAGUUAAUGUUACAUUUUUAUAUGAUACAAUUGAUGUUACAAAUCAAGUUGGUUCAAAUAUUUUAUAUUUCAAUUUUACAAAUUCUGAUAAUUAUAAGAAUUUACCAAUUGCAUUUAGUUUAAUUGAUGCAAAAACUUUAAGUGAUAAUAAUUUCGAUUUAUCUUUAAAUUCAGAUAAUGAUAAAUUAUCUGAUAAUUGGGUAUUUGCUGAAUGGGUAAAUAAUAGAUUUCAAGUUAAAUUUAAAAUACCUUCAAAUACAAUGCCUGGUAUUAUAAAUUAUUUUUUAGUAUUUACAAAGGAAAUUAAAGUAUUUAGUUCAUCAUUACCACAAUCUUCUCAAUUAAAUAUAGUUUCAAAUAAUAUUGAUAUAUAUGGUCCAAUAUUUAGUAAAAUUAUAAAGAAUCCACCAAAUUUAGAAUCAGAUUCAUUAGGUUGGUUAAUAACUAUUGAAGAUAGUAUUAAUGGAUUUAGAGAUGGUUAUAUUACAGUUAGAGGUGUAGUAGAUUCUUCACUUUAUAAUUUUACAAUUGAUCCAACAAAAUCAAUUAGUGGAGAUAAAUGGAGUGGUGACUAUGAAAUCUAUAUUAAAGAGAAUCAGGUACGAUGCGUUCCACAAUCAUAUGAAAUUGUAGAGGUUGUAUUAUUUGAUACUUUUAAUAAUAAAGCAUCAUAUAUUAAAUUUACAGAGAAUAAUUUAGAGAAUACAAAAUUCAAUCCAUUUAUAAAUUAUUUAAAUGAUAUUACCAUUGUAACAGUAUCACCACCAAGUUUAAUUUGUAAUAGUGCUGUUGAUUAUACAGCACCAAUAAUAACAUCAUUUACAAGUAGUGUUGAAAGUUUAGAUGUCGGUUCAUUGAAUGGUAGAAGUGUGACAUUUGAAUUUGAAUGUCAAGAUAAUGAAAGUGGUAUUAGAUUAAACCAAUUCCCGAUUAUUUAUUUAACUACAUUGAAUUUAGAAAUUCAUAAAUGUAUUUCAACAAAUUCAACACCAUUUCAAACAAAUACAAAAUUCACAUGUACAACCACUGUAUCACUUGGAUUUGGGUUCCCUUCAGAGAUUAUUAUUUCAGUUUAUGGGUUAAUUAAUAAUGGUGGUUAUUAUGGAGGUUAUUCAACUCUAUCAUUAAAAGAAUUAGGAUUUGAUUAUUACAUUAAAACUAUUACUCAAUUUACAGAGGAUCAACCAAUUAUUCAAUCAACUAAUACUAUUACAAACCAAGGUGGUAAAUUAAUGAUUUAUGGUAGAAAAUUAAAUUGUGAUGGUUCAGGUUCAGUAAAUGUACUUUUAAAAUAUUUAGAUGAUGGUUUAGAUAACUUCAUUUCAUUUACACCAAAAACAAUAUAUGAUAGUUUUAUUUUAAUUGAAAAUAUUAGACCAACAAAUCAAUCAUUUAUAAUUAAAAUUUCAAAUUCAUUAAUUGAAUCAAAUGAAUUUAAAGUUACACCAAUUUUAUUUUAUUUUAAUAUUCCAAUUGAACCAACCAAUUCACCAACUGAAACACCUACACCUACAACAACAACAACACCAACACCAACACCAACCACUUCAUUAUUACCAACAGUUAGUCCAAUACCAACUAAUCCACCACAAAAAUGUCAAGGUAAUCCAGAAUGUGGUGGACCAAAUCAAGGUACUUGUAAAGAUGGUGGAUGUGUUUGUUUUUCACCAUUCAUCGGUUUAACUUGUACUUCACAAGUGAUAGUUGUUCCACCACCAACUAUUAACACUACUGAUCCUUCAACUGAAGUUACAAUACCACCACCAAAUAAUGAAAAUAUUAUAUUUAAAUCAUUAAUAUCACUAGUAUCAUUAAGAGAAUUAGAUUUUAAUGGAAAAGAAAUUCAAGUAUUCAAUUUUGAAAAAUGGAUUUAUACACCACUUGGUAAUAAUAAAUAUUUAUAUGAAACAUCAAUUUCAAAUGAAAUAACUACAAAUAUCAUUACAACAAUAGAAUGGUUUAAUAGUAGUGAAAUUAUUGAAUUUGCAAAUCAAAAACUUGAAAUGAAUCCAUCAUCAGUUAAAUACACUAUUGAAAUUAGUAAAUACUCAUUUAAAUCAUCAUUAAAUACAUUACAAUUAGUAAUGUCUGCUAAAUUAACUAGUAAUACUCAAGAUGAUGAUAUUUGUUCAUCAAAGCAAUUUGGUAAUACAACCAAUGGUGAUGAUUCAAAUUUCUUAAAGAUUCAAGUUGAUAAUUAUUCAGUAUAUGGUAGAUUUAUUAAACGUGCUAUUAUAGAUGAAAAAGUACAAUCAAUUGAAAAUUUACAAUUAGAUCAAUCAAUGAAUCCAAUCUCAAAAUCAUAUUCAACUCAAAGUUUUAUUGGUAUUACAAUUCCACAAUAUUUAAAUUCUCUUAUAAUCGAUCCUGAUUUUUCAAUAUUAGUCGAUCAAAAAGCUGCAUCAACUAAUUCUGAAAAUUCAAUUUGUUCAAAUAAUAAUAAUUCCUCUUCUUUAUCAGGUGGUCAAAUCGCUGGUAUUGUUAUUGGUAGUGUUGCUUUCUUAGCUGUUUUAAUCACUUGUGUCAUUUAUUAUUUUCAUAAAAAAAAAGAGAGUCUAUUAUUAAAAAAAUCUUUCAAUUUGAAAAAUAAUUAA